Bradysia coprophila is the source of this 2287-nucleotide messenger RNA. RefSeq names its product alpha-1,2-mannosyltransferase Alg9 (gene Alg9). The record is from RefSeq and is a predicted model, not a curated record. Gene Ontology annotation, cellular component: endoplasmic reticulum membrane. Gene Ontology annotation, molecular function: alpha-1,2-mannosyltransferase activity. Lineage: Eukaryota; Metazoa; Arthropoda; Insecta; Diptera; Sciaridae. Gene Ontology annotation, biological process: protein N-linked glycosylation.
ACGUGUUAAACUGACACACACACACUCACAAAAGAGAUCGAUUUUACCUCAAUUUUCUCAAAUGGCUCCGGCAACGAGAACCAGGUCUAUCAAUAAAUCCGACAGUGCUCAGUUACGGUUGUUGAGGAAAAACUCCAAAAAAGAGCGAACACCAAAGACAGUACAAAACAAAGACCCGGUGUCUGCAUCCCGAGCGAAUGCUGUCAUUCCUGGCGUUGAUACGGCGCUUAAAGCAUUUCUUAGUGCUCGAUUUUGUGCAGCAUUAUGGGCACAUGUAAGCGACUGCGAUGAGACGUUUAACUAUUGGGAUCCGCUUCACUAUCUGAUCUACGGACGAGGAUUGCAGACGUGGGAAUACAGUCCCGAAUUUGGGCUACGUUCCUAUGCGUACCUACUGGGUCAUGGUGUGCCGGCAUGGUUCUACAAUUGUCUGUUCAAACCGAAUCCGAUGCUCGUGUUUUAUAUGAUUCGAUGUAUGUUAGGACUGGGCUGUGCAUUUGUCGAAGUGUACUUCUACAAGGCAGUCUGCAGAGAAUUCGGCAUACAAAUCGGCCGCUUAUGGUUGAUUUUUCAACUGUUUAGUCCGGGAAUGUUUAUUGCUAGCACGGCAUUUCUACCCAGUUCGUUUGCUAUGUAUUUCUGCAGUGCUUCAUUGGCCGCUUGGUGGCACCAGAAAUACAAUUUGGCUGUGUACUUUGUCGCAAUUGCUGCAUUACUCGGCUGGCCAUUUGCCGUUCUAACUGGCCUACCACUUUGCUACGACAUGGUGGUUCGUCAGAAGAAACUCAAAAGAUUCGUCAUUUGGACGGUAAUAUCAGCAGCAACCAUCCUGAUCCCAAUGACAUUGAUCGAUUCGUCAUAUUUCGGUCGGAUUGUCGUAGCACCACUCAAUCUCAUCAUGUACAACGUUUUCACAUCACACGGACCCAAUCUGUAUGGAACGGAACCGCUGUCCUACUACUUGAUCAAUGGUUUUCUGAACUUCAACGUUAUUUGGUUGCUUGCAUUGAUCACACCGAUAAUGCUUCUGUUGGGAUACUAUUUCGUGCCGGCUAAGUCGAAGUCCACAUUCUAUCUACCACCGUGGCUAAGUCUUUCACCAUUCUAUUUAUGGUUGCUGGUGUUCCUACUACAACCGCACAAGGAGGAGCGCUUUUUGUAUCCGGUCUACCUAAUGGUCGGACUGUGCGGCUCCAUUUCACUGGAUGUCGUCCAAAAAUUAUUCUUUCGAAUUAAAACAUGGCACAGUGCUCUGCCACCGGGAACGCAUUACCUCGAUCACACCAUGUGGAUAUCAGCCAUCGUUAUGAUCGUAUCAACCACCUUAGGUCUGUCACGCAUUGUUGCUUUGUAUUACAAUUACCACGCACCACUGGAUUUGAUGAUGGAAUUGAACACUUUCUAUCGAACGGACAGCACAUUCAAGACGAGCGCUACAUACAACGUUUGUGUGGGCAAAGACUGGUACCGUUUCCCGAACAGUUUCUUCCUGCCAUCCGAACAGUUUCGAAUAAGAUUCCUGAAAUCCGAAUUCAAAGGAAUCUUGCCGGCCUAUUUCAGCGAACACGAAAAUGGUACGGCCAUCGUGCAUCCGUACUUCAACGAUAUGAAUCGCGAGGACGAGGCUAUGUACUUCGACUACGAGAACUGUCAUUUCAUCUUUGAUUUGGAUGUGGAACGGUAUAGUGAUUUGGAACCGAAUUACGCAGGCCGAACGAAAGAGUGGACGGUGUUGAAGAGUCUGCAGUUUGUGAACAGUGCUGAAUCGCAUCCGCUGUUUCGAUCAUUUUAUGUGCCAUAUUUUUCCAACUUGUACGUGACCUACGGGAAUUUCAAUUUAUUGCAGAGAAAGUCGACAUCGAAAGUAAUCGGAAAUGAGAACAAAAGAAAACUGAAGUGAGUGCAGCAUGGGGUGUUUAGUGCGCCUAGGAAGCGAAGAAAAAAAAACUAAUCAAAAAUUGACAAAAAGCAAAUCAACGACAUUUUUGAAUUGAAUUACCGAUACUCUGAAACCGUUUGCCUAGAUUCGAAAAGGUUCAAGUACUUACAACUGAUCUCUCUGUUUGCUUUGGAUUUGGUUUCGAGUUAUCGAACAACGAAUGUACUGAUUUUGCUUCGUUUCGGACCUGAUUUAGAAAUUGAUUUCAAAUUUAGCCAGAAAGUUAUUUAGGUGUUCAAUUGGCACAUGAAAAAUACUCAGGGAAAUGGUGGUGACCACGUAAGCGUAGUGUUUUUUUUGUAAAGUCUUUUGUUCAAACAACCCAAAGAUAAUUAAAAUCAUCAAUUU